Messenger RNA from Lindgomyces ingoldianus, 450 nucleotides. RefSeq lists its product as uncharacterized. Bases 1 to 450 code for a protein of 149 amino acids. NCBI's taxonomy places the organism in Eukaryota, Fungi, Ascomycota, Dothideomycetes, Pleosporales, Lindgomycetaceae. The record is from RefSeq and is a predicted model, not a curated record. The transcript is spliced from 3 exons.
AUGGACUGCAAGUCUGACCUGCGUCUGCAUUUCAAUAUUCGGGCGCUGAAGCGACACUGUUGCACCAAACUGCCCUUCCGGACUUCGCGUAAACAUUUAGAUCGCUCUGGAAUAUUUUUACGAGGCAGACUCUGCAUUCAACCACAUACGAAUCUAUGCAAAUAUUCAUGUGCGAUAUUGGAGGCUUUUGGUGUAGCGUUUGGAAUCCGCAAGACCGAGGCAAAUUCAAAGAAAUGGCCUAUGCAGCACGAACUACUGAGAGGGACGGCUGGCGGCAAUGACGGAGUUGACAAAAUGCGAGGCAGUUCAAGCCGAUUGGACAAAAGUCUCCGCAGCGUCUCCACAGCGUCUCCGAGCCUCAACUUGCCCCGCACAUCCCGUCAAAUAUGGCGAAGAUCCCAGCAAGAACUAGGAGGGCCCAAUUCUGAUCCAAUUCAGCUCUACCAGUAG